Penicillium soppii is the source of this 1212-nucleotide messenger RNA. RefSeq lists its product as uncharacterized. The record is from RefSeq and is a predicted model, not a curated record. Lineage: Eukaryota; Fungi; Ascomycota; Eurotiomycetes; Eurotiales; Aspergillaceae. The transcript has 4 exons. Bases 1 to 1212 code for a protein of 403 amino acids.
AUGGGAGCCGCAAUGCCUCUCGAGGGCCGAAGCUUGGCCAUUUUUAUCGUUUCGAUUGUGAUGAUGUCUCUCUCUGUUAUCACAGUUUCAUUGCGAACAUUUGUUCGAUUGAACAUUAUUCGAGCCUUUGGUUGGGACGAUGCUUUGAUGGUUGCUGCAUUGUUUUUGUUCAUACUUUUGAACAGCUGUUGCAUCAUUGGAUCGAUGAAUGGGAUCGGCCACACAUAUACAGACUUUACAAGUGUGGAGAUCUAUAAGAAGGCUCUUGUGUGGUGGUGGCUCGGUCAAAUGCUCUACGUUUGGACCUCUGCUGUUACUAAAAUUUCCAUCGCACAUGCACUGCUUCGAUUGGCUGUCAAGAAAUGCCAUCGAAUAGUUCUUUGGUGUAUAAUCGUUGUCACAAUCUUGAUCGGGCUUAUGUUCUGGCUAAUAUUACUUUUUGACUGCCACCCUAUCUCCUUUUUCUGGCAACAAGUGGACCAAACGACCACAGGAAGAUGUCUGCCCAAGCCAAUCCUUCUAAAUAUUGCCUAUUUUUACAGCGUUUCGACCAUAUUGUGUGAUAUAACACUUGGUAUAUUGCCAGCUUUCUUAGUCUGGAACCUGCAGAUGAAUUUCCGGACGAAGUUUGCCGUUGGAGGAAUCCUCAGCCUGGGAGCAAUGUAUGUGAUCCCUUCCCCGCUUUAUGCACAGGAUCGCACUAAUUCUUCCAAGUGCGAGUGUUGCAGUGGCCUGUCGAAUCCCAUUCCUGCAAUAUUACUCCGACCAAAACUUUCUUUGUAUUUUGAGACUAAUUAUCUCUCAGAUUCGACCUGGCAAAUUGCCAUAUGGUCCGUCAUUGAGACCGGCCUCGGCAUCACAGCAGGCAGUCUAAUCACUCUUCGUCCUUUAUUCCGCUGGCUUUUGGAUGAAAACACCACAUACUCCAAAAGCACACCCGACCAAGGAAAGCAUUUGCGAUCAUAUCCACUGUCUACUUUGAACAGUGAUGGAUUCACGAGAUCCCAAGAUACGAGAUACUGGCGCCCUGAUAUCGACCCAGAUGAUGCCAAAAGUGUAAUAAUCACAGUCUCAUCGCCAAGGCGGAAGAAUUUCAGCCUUAGCAACAGCAGCCAAGAGGCUUUGAAUGCAGAGCUGAGUCCGGCGAUCUCACCAAAUCAUGUUAGAGUCCAACAAACUUUUGUACAAAUAGUCACAGAGCGACAAAAAUAG